GGGCCCGGCGGAUGAAUCCGCUUUUCUCCUUCCGGGCCGUUCGCUAUGGUCGGCGGGUUGGGGCGGAGAGAAGAUGGCGGUGGGGUGGCUGUGGCGGCGGCUCUUUCAGGGAUCAGCUUUUCCUGCCAAUUAUGCAAGCAGAAUUAUGCAAAAGCAGUGUUUUCUUCCAAACUCCAACUUGAUGGGAGUACGGCUGGCUGGAUCCCAUGUUGAUACACAGGAGUCUAAGACUAAUCCUUUGGUAUCUAUUUCAGAUGAACCAGAAAUACUGUACAAGAGAUUGUCCCUUUUAGUUAAAGGCCACGAUAAAGCUGUGUUGGACAGCUAUGAAUAUUUUGCAGUGCUUGCAGCUAAAGAACUUGGCAUCUCUGUUGAAAAAGUACAUAAGCCUCCAAAGAAGAUAGAACGAUUGACACUUUUAAAAUCUGUACACAUUUACAAGAAGCACAGAGUUCAGUAUGAAAUGAGGACACAUUACAUGUGUUUGGAGUUAAAAUACCUAACAAGUAGUACUGCUGCAGUUUACUUGGAGUACGUUCAACGGAACUUACCUGAAGGGGUUGCCAUGGAAGUAAAAAAGACUAAGAUAGAGAAAAUACCUGAACACAUUCAGGAACCAGUUUGGGAUACACUACCUCAAGUAGAAGAAACUGAAGUCAAGUCAUGAACUCACUCAGGAUAGCCAACUGGGUCACAGGACAAGACAACCAGAGAGGCUGGAUCAUACUUACCAAGACCACUCAAAGUUUUAUACAAUCAUAAAAGAAAAGAAGCCCAGUGUUAUUAUUAGACAGAAAUGGACAAUCUUAAUGGUACAUAGCUGAAAGACAAGAAACCAAGCUUGUGCUUGAAGAUCGUCUGCAUUUUCUAGCUGUAGAGAGGCCCAAAGCUGUUUUAGGAGAGCUAUUUCAAGAGAGUCAUUAUAGCUGGUAUCAUUCGUGAUAGAAAGGAAGCUGCCUGUGAACUUUCUACAAUAUGCCUCAGAAAAAAGAAAAAAGGAAGUUAAUCAAAGCCCUUAUGGGAAGAUACACUGCCUAGUUCUCCCUUCAAGGUGUUUGCUUUCCUCGAUUUCAAGCUAUUCCUCCUUUCUCUCAUUCCUAGUAUUCAGUCAUAAUAGCAUUUCUUGAAGUCAUGUCAGACACCAUAUAAAGUGAAGGGAGAAAUUGUGAGCUGACCUGGUUAAAUAAAGCUGGUGCUUCAGAGGAACAGCCUCUUUCAAGUCUGUGUUGUAUUUUCUUCAAAUUUGCCAUGCUUCCAUGCUUUAGUUGUGCAUAAGCCACCUGCCAAGUUCAAGCUGUAUAUAGUAUCGAAAUAUGACUGUGCUCAAUACUAAGUCUUUCCACAUCUUGGUUUGAUGCAUGGUAAGAUUAAGAGGUCGUCUUCUAUUGUCUUUGGUGUUCUCCGCUCAGCCUGCAGUUUUUGGCUAAAUGGCCAGUCAGCAUGGCUUUUCAGUUGGCUCAGAGUUGUAGCUAUCAGACCUAAAUAGGAACGGGCUUAGGAGACAGCUGCAGAGGGUAUUAGCCCAUGUAAGCAACCCCCUGGCAGAAGGGAUGCUUGAUCUUGGGAAAGGUAUAUUAUUAGAGAAUUUCUUGCUUCCAGCCUCAUCAUAUGUUGGGGAAAGCCAGUGUGCAUGUAAAGCGAUCUCUGGACCUUAACUAUGUUGACAGAGCCAUAGCUAACUGCCAUCACAGACCACAUCCACCCCAAAAAAGCAGAAUGACCUAUGCACAGUCUGAUUGUUACAGACCAAUAUUUACUAGCACAGCCAUUUACUAACCUUAGUAGGCCACACUUCUCAUCCAUAUUUUACCCUGUAUGAAACUUCCUCCCUUUUAAGACUGUGAUCCUUCCCUGCUUCCUCUAUCUUCCCCUUCAUGUUCAGGGGUUUCCUAAGGCCUAACAGCAUCUUUGUCUUUAUCUCUAGUUAUGCAUUUGUAGAACACCGUAACCGUGCAAUGCACUCUGAUAACAUUUUCCAUCUACUAAUGUGGCUUCUGACUUUCACAGCAUGUUCCUGAUCCUUACAAAACUUCAGAUAAACUAUUUUGUUGGAUAAACUAUUUCCAUUCUUUACUUCUUUUCCCAUUCUCCAGUUUUGCUUUUUCUGCCACCUUUCUUAGGACGUGCCAACACAACACUUCCUGUGUCACAACAUUGCUUUAGGUCUGUGCUAAAUAUUGGCACCAAAGAUAAACAAGUUCUUGAGUCCAUUCAAUCUUUAAAAUCCUUGGUCACUGCCAGUAAGCUGGAGGUGGAUUUCCUUCCACAAAUACUUUGUGACUAACAGCUGCCAGCCUACUUCAGGUGUCAAAAAAUAUACAGACCAAUAUAUUAUGUAAAUAUAAAUAAUAUAUAACAGCUGUUUAUAAAAUUUUCAGGUUUGUAGAGUAAUUUUAAAACUAA
This is a messenger RNA of Haliaeetus leucocephalus (bald eagle), 2403 nucleotides long. It is a transcript of the gene MRPS10, whose product is annotated as mitochondrial ribosomal protein S10. Gene Ontology annotation, biological process: translation. The record is from RefSeq and is a predicted model, not a curated record. The transcript has 8 exons. Bases 74 to 667 code for a protein of 197 amino acids. NCBI's taxonomy places the organism in Eukaryota, Metazoa, Chordata, Aves, Accipitriformes, Accipitridae. Gene Ontology annotation, cellular component: ribosome; mitochondrial small ribosomal subunit; mitochondrion. Gene Ontology annotation, molecular function: structural constituent of ribosome.